UACCUAAUUCCAUCCGAAGUUAAUUUCUUAAUUAGUUUUUGCACAGCUGCGCUAAACAGGAAAAGGGCUUGAUCAGCUGACUGAUAGUACGGACCUAGAUAGUACGGACGACAGCACUUCAAGCUUAACAUAGUGGGUCUUAUCUCGUUGUAAUACAGGCUAUUUUGUAACAAAAAUGUAUAAUCUAAUGUGCUCUGGUCUACACCUUGAAUCGUGCGCAAUCAAUAAAACUGCCAGCGGCCGUGACCGUGACACACAGUUCACAAUCAACAGUGAACGGGAGUGAAUGUGUUGACUUGUCGCUAAAAUGUCACAAACACCGCGAGUUUGGCGAAAAUUCACAGUAAAAAGUAAAGAUGGUGAAUUAAAACUACGUAUUCAGGACAUGCCGAGUGAUCGUUUGGACGAUCUUAACGAUAUCUUUUUGAAAUAUUUCGUUACGGAAGAGACAUCCCACAAAGCAGCAGGUAUACAUAAAAGUGAAGAAGCUCUGGCGGAAUCAAGAGAAGUAUUCGUCACAGAUGUGUCUACUGACAUUGCUAAGAGUCCACACAAGUUAAUAAUAAUUAUAUGUUGUUUAGAUGAAGAUCCUGAAGUUGUUGGAGAAAUUAUUGGAGCGUCUAUGACAAUAGUCGUUAAGAAGGACGACCCUGAAGAAGAUAUGAAUUUCACGGAUAAAAAGACUAAAACUAAGGAGGUGGCAGCUUUGUUUGCAAUAAUAGAUAUACUUUUUUCAAAAUACGACGUGAUGAAGGAUCUGAAUCUCGACAGUUUCCUUGAUGACAGAGGAGUGGUAAUAAAUCCAAAAUAUAGAGGUCUUGGAAUUGCUCAAAUGUUCUUCAAUGUCAGGCGCCAGAUAUGCCAUAACCUUGGAAUACCUCUCACUGGAGCCUGGAUGACGUCAGCAGGCUCUCAGAAGGCAGCAGCCCGUGAUGGAUGGGAAACAGUCUUCGAGAUUCCAUACGAAGAAUUCGGGAAAGAAGCUGGAGUCGUGUUUGAAGAUGUACCACCUUCCUGUAAAUUUAUGACCGCCAAGCCAUUAUCGAUCUAGUCGUAUUUAAGCUCACUUUAUUGGAGUUUUUAUUCUGUACUAGUAAAUUAUUAUGAACCCUGUACUCUCAGGGUAGCAUUGAGGCUACUUCUGCGAAAAUUAAAACCUUACCAAAGAAA
This is a messenger RNA of Ostrinia furnacalis (Asian corn borer), 1170 nucleotides long. RefSeq lists its product as uncharacterized. The coding region runs from base 308 to 1051 and encodes 247 amino acids. The transcript has 4 exons. NCBI's taxonomy places the organism in Eukaryota, Metazoa, Arthropoda, Insecta, Lepidoptera, Crambidae. The record is from RefSeq and is a predicted model, not a curated record. Gene Ontology annotation, molecular function: N-acetyltransferase activity.